AUGACGGUAUUGGUAAAAAUUUUAAAUAUUUCAAAAACCUCUGUAUCACGAACAAUUGAAUCUAACAACAGUGCUAUACUUCGUGCGAUAAAGAAAUCUACUCCGCGUUUAAACUUUACGCAGUUCGUAAAUUGUUCAACGGCAAAGACAAAUAAUAACAAACAGUAUUAUGAGCACUAUGUAGCAAGCUUUUUACCAAAAUUUAAAAUCGACAUUAUACAGAACCAUUUAUCAGAAACAAAAAAUUUAUCACAGUUAUAUUUAAUAAACCCCAACGUAGCUAAGGAGUUUGUAUUAUUAAUUAAGGAUGAUCUAUUAAAAAACACGAAUCAUGUGAUCGAAAUGAAUCCUGGUCUUGGUCUUCUGACAGUGGAAUUAUUGAAUGCCAAUGUACCGUUUAUACACAUGUACGAAAACCAAUCUAACUUUUACAAUGAACUGAUCAAAUUAUGUAAUGAAUUACCAGAAAGGUUAAGUAUAAAAGAAGCAAACCUUAUUGAUAUAUCAAAAACAAUGCAUUCAAAAAACAUUGUUAAAAAUAAACAUAACGUAUACGAUUUAUUUAACAAUGUACAGAACAAAGAAUGGGAGGAAGAAAGUUGUAUGCAACUGAUCGGUGUAGUAAACAAACUUGGGUUUAUAAAUCAUUUAAUAAUGAGCACGGUGUUUCAAACAAGCAUUGUAAUGUUUGGACGGCCAGUUUUAUAUCUUGCAAUACCUCCGUCCAUAUGGAACAAACUUGUAAAUCCUGCUAAAAGACGCAGCGCCACACAUAUUAUGUUUCAAAUGUUAUUUAACUACAAAAUGUUUGGACUGGUGGACAGGAAAGCAUUUGUACCAUGGUGCACGAAUAAAGCGAAAAGGACACAAGGCACGUGCGACCAGCAAGACAUUGUGUUUUUUCACGUCGUUAAAUUAGAACCGAAGCCUGAACUUUUCAUAUUGUUUCGUGGAAAACAAAAUGUGAAAAACUUUUGGCAUUUCGUUAGGCACAACAUAUAUAAACCAUCGAAUAGAAUAAUACCUAUAAUGGAAAAAAUAGUACCAGGUUGUGGUGUGAAAUUGAUAAAAAAGAAUUAUAAUAUUUUUACUCAAUUUAACGACUUGUCUCCUAUUCAAAUGUACGAUCUCUUUAUGGAAUUUCAAUCCUGGCCAGAAUACGAAACUAGUGCAUUCGUAUCAAGUGCGGCUGAAGUCCAUAAAAUGUAUAAUGAAUAUAUCGAAAGAGUAUAAUUAAUUACUAUAAUAAAUUAACAAUGUAAUUUUCAUUUUAUUGUAAUAAAAUAUUGUUUAAAAAUAUCAAUAUAUUCGUAAUCCAACUGAUUGUUUCUUAGUACUAUUCACCACUAAACACUCCGAUCGUACUUAAUUCUACGAACCGCCAAAAACUUCGACCGUCGUAGUUUCUUUGCGUUCGUGACGCACAUAUCUGUAUCUAUCAUUUGUACCAAAAUUUUCACGAUCGACAAAAAUAAACAAAACGUACGCAUAUAACGUCACCAUUCAAUAUCCGAAAAUCUUACCACGCAUCUAAUCUUUUCUAAUAUAUAUAUACACAAUACAAUCUAUUUACCAACAUUAUACCGAAAUGGAUCUGCACCGACAUGACAUCGUUUUAUUAUCAACAUACCAGUAUUCACAUAAUUCGGUUUCAUCGCACA
Colletes gigas is the source of this 1661-nucleotide messenger RNA. RefSeq names its product dimethyladenosine transferase 2, mitochondrial (gene mtTFB2). Gene Ontology annotation, cellular component: mitochondrial matrix. The transcript has 3 exons. The record is from RefSeq and is a predicted model, not a curated record. Gene Ontology annotation, molecular function: mitochondrial transcription factor activity; rRNA (adenine-N6,N6-)-dimethyltransferase activity. NCBI's taxonomy places the organism in Eukaryota, Metazoa, Arthropoda, Insecta, Hymenoptera, Colletidae. Bases 1 to 1233 code for a protein of 410 amino acids. Gene Ontology annotation, biological process: transcription initiation at mitochondrial promoter; rRNA methylation.